This is a messenger RNA of Lichtheimia ornata, 1380 nucleotides long. RefSeq lists its product as uncharacterized. Gene Ontology annotation, biological process: tRNA methylation. NCBI's taxonomy places the organism in Eukaryota, Fungi, Mucoromycota, Mucoromycetes, Mucorales, Lichtheimiaceae. Bases 1 to 1380 code for a protein of 459 amino acids. The transcript is spliced from 9 exons. The record is from RefSeq and is a predicted model, not a curated record. Gene Ontology annotation, cellular component: tRNA (m1A) methyltransferase complex; nucleus.
AUGACUGAUACCAGCAAUACCAGCGUUGCACCCACCGUGGUCCCAGUCGUAUCCACUGUCGACGAUAUCACUGAAGACUUUCCUCAUGUGCGUGCCGACCAAUACGUGUUGAUCCAAAUGCCUAGUGGCAAUGUCAAGAUCGUCAGCCUAAAGCCCAACACCCAAGUAUCCCUCGGCAAGUUUGGUACAUUCAAUUCAGAUAACCUGAUCGACAAGCCGUUUGGUGUUUCGUACGAGAUCUAUGACGAUAAGGGUAACAUUCGGCCUGUGCGCAACUGGGCACUUGACGUUGUCGAGGAGACCAAUGCCAACAAUCAAAUGAUCAUCGACAAUGCGGCAGUGCAAAAGCUAUCCCAUCAAGAAGUGGAAACGCUCAAAGCCGAGAGUUUAAAGGGCAACUUGACAAACGACGAAAUCAUUCAAAAGAUCAUCUCAUCGCACGCUGAAUUUGAUAAGAAGACCGAGUUCUCAAAAGCCAAAUACAUUGAACGCAAAAAGAAAAAGUUUAUGAAGGUGUUUACUCCUGUUCGGCCGACGUUGUAUCAGAUCAACGAGCUAUUCUUCAACAAGAAUCCAGAAAAGAUCAAGGGUUUGCGUGUGGACACACUUUCACAAAUCCUCAGUUUGGCCAAUGUGCGAUCCAAUAGCAAGGUCCUGGUAGUUGACGACACACAAGGUCUUAUCGUUUCUGCUGUCGCCGAACGUAUGGGUGGAUACGGCACAAUUGUUGCUAUUCACGAUGGUGACAACCACAACUACGACGUUUUGCGAUACAUGAACUUUUCUCGACGUAUCCUCGACACUAUACACACAGUGCCAUUAUCCAAAAUCGACCCUGCUGAUCCCAAUGAUCCAUUCGAUGAAAAGACGAAGGAAGAAAUCGAUGCAAUGGGAGAAUUUGAACGUCGACGUUAUGAGAGAAAGAAGAAUGUGGCAGAUGCCAAGGCAAGGAAUCGUGAAUUACUAUUUGAAGGCAAAUUUGAUGCAUUGAUUAUAUCCUCUCCAUAUGAACCUUCCACGGUUGUCGAACGUUUAUUCCCAUACAUUUCUGGUUCAAGACGCAUCGUCAUUUAUGGAUUCACAAAGGAUGUGCUUAUUGAUACAGCAGCAUGGAUGCGCAAAUCAACGAGUUACUUAUCAGUGGAUAUCUCAGAGAGCUUCUUGCGACAAUAUCAGGUCUUACCAGGUCGGACGCACCCUGAGAUGACUACCAGUGGUGGUGGUGGCUACUUGUUAUCUGCACUCAAAGUCAUUGAUUGUCCUGAGGAUAUGGCCAUUGUUUUCCAGAAUGAAAUGGAUGCAAGGAAAAACAAGAAGCAAAAGCGUGAUAAGAAGCCCAAUGCAUCAAAAAAGCAAAAGGAGCAACAACAACAAUCAUGA